Molecule: messenger RNA, 4566 nt
Organism: Knipowitschia caucasica
Lineage: Eukaryota; Metazoa; Chordata; Actinopteri; Gobiiformes; Gobiidae
Source: the annotation of a GenBank genome assembly
AUGGCGGACAAAUCAGGGGAGGUUCGGGUCAAAAAGAGAAAACUGCUGCAGCGCCGUGUCCAGCAGCAGCAGCAUCAGGAACAGAAGCAUCACUUUGAAAGCAGCUUUCACCUGAGCUCCAAGUCCUCUGUUAGCAAGCACUCGUUCACAUCUCACACUUCCAACCAGACAAGCCACACCAGCCUGAGCCAGCAGUGCCUGAAGAGCUGCUUGGAGACCGAGGGGGAGGAGGUGGUGAGACUCAGCUUGUUAUCCAAAAGAGCCCAGCGCACCUUUCUGGCAAUGGAUACAGACAAGGAGGUCAUCGGCUACGUGGUACCCCUAUUCAGAGCCAAUCAUGAGGUGGUCCGUGGUCUGGUGGAGGGUCAGGAGGACGGCCCGGCGGAGGAGGGCAUCCAGUACGUGGCCAUGAGGAACCUGUUCACGCGGGAAGCUCACCAGGCAAUGGUCAAAGUGGAGAAGAAGAGCCACACCAAACACGUCCGGGAGUCUGCAGAACGGGUCGAGUUUGGAAAGACGCUGGAGGAGUGGUCUGAGUUUCGUAAGAAGAUGAACCCUGACAGCCUGACACAUGCCCCUGAGUUCAUAGUGAAGCUUCGUGGACAGACCGUGUGGGAGGGAAACACCGUCAAACUGCACUGCACUGUGGCUGGAUGGCCCAAGCCCAAAAUUGCCUGGUAUAAAAAUAACGUCCUGAUUGAUGCUAAGGCCCACCCUGAGAAGUACUGUGCUGAGAACAACUACAACAUGCACUCCCUGCAGAUCAAGAACUGUGACUUUGCUGACACGGCUCAGUACCACGCCUCUGCUCUGAACGUGAAGGGAGAAGCUUCCUGCGUGGCCACGAUUGUUGUCAAACGGUUCCAUGACAGUGACGAAGCAGGUCCACUUGAUCCCAAACCACAUGGUUUCAGCGCUGAGCACGGCGUCACCUUUUACACCACGAUUAUCGAUAAGUUUGAAGUAGCUUUUGGUCGUGAGGGCGAGACCCUGAGUCUGGGCUGCUCUGUCAUCAUCUUCCCUACAGUGAAGAACUACCAGCCUGACGUCAUCUGGUAUAGAGACUCGGUGCCACUGAAGCCCUCUAAAUGGGUGCACACUCACUGGUCUGGGGAGAGAGCCACUCUGACUCUGGUGCAUCUGAACAAAGAGGACGAGGGCAUGUACACUCUGCGCAUCAACACCAAGUCUGGAUUCGACUCCUACUCCGCCUACGUGUUUGUCAGAGAUGCUGAGACAGAUGUUGAAGGCGUCCCCGUAGCUCCUCUGGACGUCCGCUGUCAGGAUGUGAAUAAGGAUUAUGUGGUGGUGACCUGGAAACAGCCGGCAGUAGAGGGCAGCAGUUCCAUCCUCGGAUACUUCAUUGACAGGUGUGAGUCAGGCUCUCAUCACUGGGUGCAGUGUAACGACAUCCCUGUGAAAUACGCUCGCUACCCCGUCACUGGACUGGCAGAGGGCAGAUCUUACCAGUUCAGGGUGCGGGCGCUGAACAAGGCCGGAGUGAGCCAUCCCUCCAGAGUCUCCGAAACUGUGGUGGCCAUGGACCCUUCCGACAGAGCACGACUCCGAGCUGGACCGUUGGCUCCUUGGACUGGAAUGAUUAAAUUUACAGAGGAGGACUCCACUGCUGGUGUGGUGCCUGGUGAACCCACUGAUGUUGUCGUCACUGAGGCGACCAAAAGUUACGUGGUUCUGGCCUGGAAGCCCCCGGCACAGAGAGGCCACGAGGGCGUCAUGUACUACAUCGAGAAGUGCAUUGUGGGCACGGACACCUGGCAGCGGGUGAACACUGGGAUGCCUGUGAGGUCUCCGCGCUUCGCUCUGUUUGAUCUCGCUGAAGGAAACUCCUACAACUUCAGAGUGCGCUGCUGUAACUCUGCGGGCACCAGCGAGCCCUCCCAGCCCACCGCCGACACCACUGUGGGGGACAAGAUGGACCUGCCCUCAGCUCCAGGGGUCCCGGUGGCCAUUCGGAACACCAGCACCUCUGUGGUCCUGUCCUGGGCCAGCUCCAAAGACGUGAAGCAUCUGGCCGGAUACUACAUCGAGUGCAGCGUGGUGGGAACAGAAGAGUGGAUACCAUGCAACAACAAACCGGUCAAACAAACCAGGUUUGUGUGCCAUGGACUUACCGCUGGGUCUAACUACGUGUUCAGGGCAAAGGCAGUAAAUGCUGCUGGUUACAGCCAGUGCACGGCUCAGUCUGACGCUGUGGUGGUCCUGGACGCUGUUGCGGUCCCUGGGAAGCCGACCAGUGUGCGUGUGGUGGAGGCCGUGAAAGACUACAUGGUCCUGGCCUGGGACCCUCCGGCUCACAAUGGAGGAGCUGACAUCAGGGGCUUCUUCAUCGACUACAGAACGGUCAGAGGAAGUGUGGCUGGAAAGUGGCACGAGAUGAACCUGCAGGCUGUGACCACCAGCACCUAUAAAGCUGAGAAUUUGAAAGAGAACGUGGUUUACCAGUUCCAAGUGCGUGCGAUGAACAUGGCCGGAGUCAGUCGGCCGUCUCUGUCCAGUGCAGCUGUGGAGUGCAAGGAAUGGACCAUCACUGUCCCAGGAGUCCCUGUUGGCCUUCACGCGCUGGAGGUCCGUGACACGUCCUUGGUGGUGCUGUGGGACGCACCGCUGUUCGAUGGCCGCAGUCCUGUGAACGGCUACUACCUGGACCUGAAGGAGGCCUCAGCCGGAGCAAACGGCUGGAAGGCUGUUCACGAGAAGGCCAACAAGAAGAAGUAUUUGAAGGUCACGGGUUUGAAUUCGGGCACCUCCUAUGUUUUCCGUGUACGAGCUCAAAAUCUCACUGGAGUCGGCAGGCCCUCUGCUGACCUGGGUCCAAUCCUUGCUCAGACUCGUACCGGCACAAAGGAGAUUUACGUAGAUGUGGACGACAAUGGUGUUAUCUCCAUGAUCUUUGAAUGCUCCGAAAUGAACGAGGGCUCUGAGUUUGUUUGGUCCAAAAACUAUGCCGCGCUCACGGACACCUCCCGCCUCACAAUCAUCAGCGAAAACGGAAAAACUAGAGCCAUCUUCAACUCUCCCUCGCUGGACGAUCUGGGCACUUACUCUUGUGCGGUCACUAACACUGAAGGCAUCUCCUCCAGCUACACCCUGACAGAGGAGGGUCUGAAGCGUCUCCUGGAUUUGAGCCAUGAGCACAAGUUCCCCAUUAUUCCCUUCAAAAACGAGAUGUCGAUGGAGCUGCUGGAGAAGGGCCGUGUGCGUUUCUGGUGCCAGGUGGAGAAGUGCACUUCGGCCUGCGAAGUGGAAUAUGCUUUCAACGAUGCCAUCAUUACUCAGGGAAAGAAAUAUUCAAUGAAUUUCGACAAGUCUUCUGGGAUCAUUGAAAUGUACAUGGACUCUUUAGAGGUGACAGAUGAGGGAACGUUCACCUUCAAACUGGUCGAUGGCAAAGCUAAGGGCACAACCAGUCUGGUGAUGAUCGGUGAUGAGUUCAGGGAGCUUCAAAAGAAGUCCGAGUUCGAGAGGGCAGAAUGGGUCAGAAAACAAGGUCCUCACUUUGUGGAGUACCUUGGCUUCACUGUUACUUCUGAAUGCAAUGUGUUGUUGAAAUGCAAGAUUGGCAACAUUAAACCUGAGACUGAAAUCAUCUGGUCCAAGGACAGCAUUGAGAUUGCGGAGGAUGAUGAGGAGGCUGCGAAGAUCGAGAUGAAGGACGGCGACCUAACGUUUAACAUUGGAAAGUGGGUUAAUGUGCAAGAAAAGCUCAAAGAGAAAGAAAAGCCUCGCCAAAAGCCUGCCGCAGAGGGAGUCCCCAAAGGACCAAGACCCAAAAUUAGCAAGAAGGACGCUGGAGUUUACGAGGUGUUCUUGAAGGAUGAUAGAGGCAAAGACAAGAGCAUCUAUAACAUGACAGACGCAGGUUACCAAGCGGUCAUGAAUGAGUUGUUCAGAGUAAUUGCCAACUCCUCUACUGAAGUCCAAAUCACUAGCACUGAACAUGGACUGAUCCUUCAUUCUAACAUAACCUAUUACAAUGAGGAGCUGCGCGUAGGAUGGCUGCACAAAGACACUAAGAUUGCUGCUUCUGAGAGACUGAAGUCCGGAGUGACUGGGGAGCAGCUCUGGCUCCAGAUCAAUGAGCCGACUGAGAAAGACAAGGGCAAAUACACCAUGGACAUCUUUGACGGCAAAGACGGAGUCAAGAGAGUGUUCGAUCUGAGCGGCAAAGCCUGGGAAGAGGCAUUUGAGGAGUUCCAGAGGCUCAAAGCUGCAGCAAUCGCUGAGAGAAAUCGUGCUCGUGUGGUUGGAGGUCUGCCAGAUGUUGUUGCUAUUCAAGAGGGCAAGUCUUUGAACCUGACUGGAAAUGUGUGGGGCGAGCCGGCACCAGAGGUAAGCUGGACAAAGAACGAAAGAGAGCUGGUGUCUGACGACCGCUACAAACUCAAGUUUGAGCAUGGAAAGUUUGCCUCCAUCACCAUCGCCGCAGUGACUACAGCUGACUCCGGAAAAUAUGCUCUUGUGGUCAAGAACAAGUACGGCACAGAGGCAGGCGAGUUCACUGUCAGUGUAUACAACCCAGAUGAAGAGGAGAGCAAGAAAGACUAA